This is a messenger RNA of Magnolia sinica, 854 nucleotides long. RefSeq names its product small ribosomal subunit protein uS13z/uS13y/uS13x-like. The record is from RefSeq and is a predicted model, not a curated record. Bases 152 to 610 code for a protein of 152 amino acids. Lineage: Eukaryota; Viridiplantae; Streptophyta; Magnoliopsida; Magnoliales; Magnoliaceae. Gene Ontology annotation, molecular function: structural constituent of ribosome; RNA binding. Gene Ontology annotation, biological process: translation. The transcript is spliced from 4 exons. Gene Ontology annotation, cellular component: small ribosomal subunit; ribosome; cytosol.
GAAGCUCCAUCCAACCCACAUGCGCAAUCUGUCGAAUAUCAUCUCCAACCCGAUAUAAGAACUCCACCAAAACCCUAAUUUCACUUCCCUCUGCGUUCUUAGCGUUUUUGCAAGGAGGCUCCAGCGAAAGCUCCAUCAUCUCGGCGAAAAAAUGUCUCUGAUCGCGAACGAAGAUUUCCAGCACAUUCUUCGUGUUCUGAACACGAACGUCGAUGGAAAGCAGAAGAUCAUGUUCGCUCUGACCUCCAUCAAAGGUAUCGGGAGGCGUUUCGCCAACAUCGUAUGCAAAAAGGCCGACGUCGACAUGAACAAGAGGGCUGGUGAAUUAUCUGCGGCAGAACUGGAGAACCUCAUGGUGAUUGUUGCCAACCCCCGCCAGUUCAGAAUUCCAGACUGGUUUUUGAACAGGAAGAAGGAUUACAAGGAUGGGAGGUAUUCUCAGGUUGUCUCAAAUGCACUGGAUAUGAAGUUGAGAGAUGAUUUGGAGCGACUGAAGAAGAUCAGGAACCAUCGUGGUCUGAGGCACUACUGGGGUCUCCGUGUUCGUGGUCAGCACACCAAAACAACAGGCCGCAGAGGAAAGACUGUUGGUGUCUCCAAGAAGCGUUGAGUGCUUUUUAUUCUCAUCUUUUUUCAAUCAACCAUGUUAGAUUGGCCUGGUGAGUUGUAUUUUGAGUUUUAGAACUGUUUAGUGGUCGUUCCUUCCUGUUUUUGUUUUACAGCCCAGUCUGAGCUGGGUUCUAGUUUUUGCAAUAUUUGGAUCUUUUGACUGAAUUUAUUUUUCCCUAUGGGCCCAAGUUAUUAGCGGAUUAUGAUAGGUGAAAAUCGAAAGUUAAGAAGUAGUAUUUCGGAUU